AUGGGUAUCAGCAGCAAGAAGUUCCUCCUGCUCCUCCUCGUGGCUGCCGCCGCCAUGACCAUUGCAGCUUCUGCUCGAGCUGCUUCUACUCAGGGCAUCGGCAGUGGAAUGGGGAAAGCCGCGGAGGGCGCCGGUAGCGGCGCUUCGAGUGCCGCGGAGGGCGCCGGUAGCGGCGCUUCGAGUGCCGCGGAGGGUGCCGGCAGCGGAGCUGGAGGUGCGGAGGGCGCCGUUAGAGGCGCUUCGAAAACCGCCGAGCGCGUGGGUAGCUUCGCUUCGAGUGACGCGGAGGGUGCCGGCAGGGGAGCUGGAACAGGUGCGAAUGGAUUUGGUAGCGGAGCUGGACAAGGUGCGGAUGGCGCGGGCAGCGGCGCCGGGAAAGCUGCGGAGGGCAUGGGUAGCGGCGUCGGGAAAGCUUCGGAGGGCGCCGGCAGCGGAGCUGGAAAAGCCUCGGAGGCGUUUCACAAUUAA
Lolium perenne is the source of this 468-nucleotide messenger RNA. The record is from RefSeq and is a predicted model, not a curated record. NCBI's taxonomy places the organism in Eukaryota, Viridiplantae, Streptophyta, Magnoliopsida, Poales, Poaceae.